Hermetia illucens (black soldier fly) is the source of this 1648-nucleotide messenger RNA. Its product is annotated as alanine aminotransferase 2-like. Gene Ontology annotation, biological process: biosynthetic process. The transcript has 5 exons. Gene Ontology annotation, molecular function: L-alanine:2-oxoglutarate transaminase activity; pyridoxal phosphate binding. The record is from RefSeq and is a predicted model, not a curated record. Lineage: Eukaryota; Metazoa; Arthropoda; Insecta; Diptera; Stratiomyidae. Bases 140 to 1648 code for a protein of 502 amino acids.
UAAGACUUUCAGUUGGAAUAUCUCGAUCGUUAAGAGUCAUUCGAUUUGAAAACACAUAGUACAAAUACGAGUCGGUCUAAUGGAAAUGAUAUAAAUACUUUAACAGAGAGAAGUGCAUUUUUUAAUUAAAAUCGAAGCUAUGUCAGAACUGCAUCCUUCUGCCAUCAGUAUCAACACGAUCAACCCUAAUGUGAAGUUGAUGGAAUAUGCAGUGCGUGGUCCCUUAGUGAUUCGUGCUGCAGAAAUAGAGGAGGAGCUCAAACACGGUGUUAGGAAACCAUUUGAUGAGGUCAUCCGCGCAAACACAGGAGAUUGCCAAGCAAUGGGGCAAGCACCAAUCACUUAUAUCAGACAAGUUUUAUCAUUAGCUCUCCGGCCAGAACUCUUGGAGGUGGUAAACUGUCCCUCAGACAUAAAAGAACGAGUUCGCACACUCCUGAAUGGUUGCAACGGUGGGUCAUUAGGAUCUUACACUGGGUCGCUUGGAAUUGAAUUUAUUCGCCGCUAUGUUCAGCAAUUCCUUGGAGAGCGUGAUGAUGUUCCCUCUGAUUACCGUGACAUUAUUUUAACCACUGGCGCCACACAAGGGAUUAAAUCAAUUCUUCAACUUCUUAAGUAUGAGCGCUGGAAGUCCAAUUUGUUUCAAAUCAAAAUUUCAAUUUUUAAAACAACAGCUGUCCCGUUGGUAAUAAAAAAAACUGGAAUAAUGGUCUCCGUUCCGCAGUAUCCAAUGUAUUCUGCAACAAUUGUCGAGCAAGGCAUGCAUCUUGUAUCAUACUUCUUAGAAGAGGAGACGAAUUGGGGACUUAACAUCAACGAACUCAAACGAGCUAUUGAUGAAGCUAAAGAAGUUUGCAUACCCCGAGCUAUCGUUAUUAUAAAUCCCGGAAACCCUACUGGUCAAAUAUUAACCCGAGCAAACAUGGAGGAGAUCAUAAAAUUCGCAUAUGAAGAGAAUCUCGUAAUUUUGGCCGAUGAAGUUUACCAAAACAAUGUCUAUGAAGACCGAAUAAAAUUCAACUCUUUCAAAAAAGUUCUUGUAGAAAUGGGAGAACCUUACAAAAAUAUGGCAUUAGCCAGCUUCAUGUCCUGUUCUAAAGGAUAUACGGGCGAAUGUGGCCUGCGAGGUGGUUUAGUGGAGAUAUUCAACUUCCCCGCAGACGUCAAAACCAUGUUUUAUAAAAGUUUGUCAGCCCAGGUUUGUCCAAAUACAGUGAGCCAAGCAGCGAUAUUUUGUCUGGUUAAUCCUCCGAGAGAAGGUGAACCUUCCUAUGAGCUGUUUAUGGAGGAAAAGACUAAGGUUUUGAAAUCACUAAAAGAGAGAGCACAACUGGUCCAUGAGGUGUUUAACUCUUUUGAAGGAUUUUCUUGCACCACCAUACAGGGGGCAAUGUAUGCUUUUCCACAAUUCAAGUUACCUCCCAAAGUUAUUGAACUUGCUAAUGAGCGUGGAAUGCCUCCCGAUCAAUUUUAUGCAUUUGAGCUGUUAGAAAAUACAGGAGUUUGCAUAGUACCUGGUUCCGGAUUUGGCCAAAAGCCUGGCACAUAUCAUUUCCGAACAACGAUUCUUCCGAAAAUAGAUAAAUUAAAAGUUAUGCUGGAGAAAAUUAAAAGCUUCCAUACAGACUUUAUAGCAAAAUACCGUUGA